This is a messenger RNA of Pygoscelis adeliae (Adelie penguin), 553 nucleotides long. It is a transcript of the gene SRD5A1, whose product is annotated as steroid-5-alpha-reductase, alpha polypeptide 1 (3-oxo-5 alpha-steroid delta 4-dehydrogenase alpha 1). Bases 1 to 516 code for a protein of 171 amino acids. The transcript has 5 exons. The record is from RefSeq and is a predicted model, not a curated record. Gene Ontology annotation, biological process: steroid biosynthetic process. Gene Ontology annotation, molecular function: 3-oxo-5-alpha-steroid 4-dehydrogenase activity. NCBI's taxonomy places the organism in Eukaryota, Metazoa, Chordata, Aves, Sphenisciformes, Spheniscidae.
AUGGUUAAAAGAUCCAUGUUUCAUUACAGGGCACUCAUAUUUCCUCUUCUGAUCAGGGAAGGAAAACCAACACCAUUUUUCACUUUUGUGCUAGCGCUUCUGUUCUGUGUUUACAAUGGAUACUUGCAAGGCCGAAGCUUAAGCAACUAUGCAAAAUACCCUUCAGGAUGGUUAAAAGAUCCAUGUUUCAUUACAGGUUUUAUAGGGUGGUUGAUGGGCAUGGCAAUCAAUAUUCAUUCUGAUCAUAUUCUCAGAAAUCUGAGAAAACCAGGGGAAACUGGUUACAAGAUACCAAGAGGAGGAAUGUUUGAGUAUGUCAGUGGAGCCAACUUCUUUGGAGAGAUCCUGGAAUGGUUUGGGUUUGCCCUUGCCUGCUGCACCAUUGAAAGCCUUGCAUUUGCAUUGUGUACACUUUUCAUCUUGGGUUCGGGGGCAAAACAACACCACCAAUGGUACCUUGAGAAAUUUGAAGACUACCCAAAGUGCAGAAAAAUUGUGAUCCCAUUUGUGUACUGAGCUGUGCUUUUAACAAUGUUUUUGAUGUGGCUGCUUU